Messenger RNA from Aspergillus viridinutans, 1716 nucleotides. Its product is annotated as putative salicylate hydroxylase. The coding region runs from base 1 to 1716 and encodes 571 amino acids. The record is from RefSeq and is a predicted model, not a curated record. NCBI's taxonomy places the organism in Eukaryota, Fungi, Ascomycota, Eurotiomycetes, Eurotiales, Aspergillaceae. The transcript has 4 exons. Gene Ontology annotation, molecular function: FAD binding; monooxygenase activity; lyase activity.
AUGGCAAGGCUAUUGCUCUCAGACGACAAGGCCACCGCGUCACCGCACACCUCUAGCAGAGUGGUUGACAUUGAUCCGCACCGUGCCACCGUCACACUCGGGGACGGACAGGUGGUUCAGGGUGACGUCGUCAUCGCCGCAGAUGGCGUGCAUUCCGUUGCGCGAUCCAAAUUGCCCGGCGCCAGCAACAUUGCCCCCUAUGACUCAGGCAGGAAUGCAUUCCGCUUCUUGAUGUCGCGCCAGGCGGCACUGGAUGACCCCGAAACUCGAGAACUCGCACAGGAUCGCGGUGUGAUCGACAUGUGGGACUCACCUGAUCGGAGAUUGGCCAUCUAUCCGUGUCAGAAUAACGAGAUCCUGAAUUUUGUCUGCCUGCACCCCAGUACAAUGACUGCCAUUGAGACAGGCACGGAUUGGAAUCAGUUGGCCGGCAAGGAUGCUUUAAUCGAGGUGUACAAAGACUUUGACCCGCUGCUGGUCAAGUUGCUGGGCAAGGCGGAGGCCGAAACGCUGAGAAUCUGGCCGCUGUUGGAUAUGGACACGCUUCCCGCCUGGGUCGAAGGUUCGAUGGCUAUCAUUGGAGAUGCGGCCCAUCCUUUCUUGCCCUAUCGUGGCUCUGGAGUGGCCAUGGCUAUUGAGGAUGGCGUAGCACUUAGUCGGCACGAGAUUCCAGAGCGUCUGAAGCUCUAUAACCAAGCCCGCCAUGAGCGAGCAAGCACCGUCCAGAAAAUGACACGGGAUUCCGCGCAUGGUCCGCUGCCACCACCUGAAUCCCAAGCGAUAGUGUAUUACAUCUACGGCCAUGACGAGUUCGAUCAUUCCACACAGAUUCUGCGCAAGUAUCUUUGGGCCAAGAACCCGCGGAUGUACUGGCGCCAGCCCAUCGUCUUCGGACCAAUGCCGGGCCCAAGGCAGGACUUUUAUGGCCAAGACCGCGCGGUGAAGUCGUUGAGAUCAACCUUCAAGACAGCAUCAAUCCGCUUCAGGACCAGCCGCACAUUGCUCCAAAACCUGCUGCCGAACGAGUCAUACAGCUUCAGUAGUCCUGGAACUAUAGCCUAUGCAAGCUUCUCACAAACAAUGCUGAACGGAAUGGACUGGCUGGGCGGUGGCGGAUACCGCCAUCUGGGACUUUACAUUGAAGGCGUGCAGAACAAGAAAGCCAAUGGCGAGGUCGUCAAGGGCACAUACAUGCCUAUCCUGUUUGAGAACCUGGCCGAUCCUAUCAUCAGCGGCAGAGAGGAACUCGGCAUGCCCAAGCUCUACACAGCCAUCGAUGCACACGAGCGGCGCGAUUCCUAUCAUCUUCAGACCAGUUGGCAAGGUGCCGUCUGGGGACACUUCCACCUGGAAAGCCUCGAGGGUGUGGACCCAGAAAAUGACCCCGGUGUUAUCGGUGGGGAGCCCAGCGAUGGUAUCCUGGUGCACCGUUAUAUUCCCAAGGUCGGUCGCGAUCGCAAAGGACAGGCGGAGGCUGAGUAUCCAGUCUUCGUACCGCAUGCAGCAGAAUCCAAGGUGGUACCGUCCAAGGUGAUACGAGUACGCAAAACGACCAAAGCUUUUUUCGAGAUUGAUGCGCUGGGCUGGGAAUCGCUGCCAACCCUGCAGCAUAUCAUUUCGCGACUGGCAGAGAUUCCGGUCGAUCAAAUUGUAGGUGCAAAACUGGUAGAAGGUGAAGGAGUGCCUGAUGUGUCAUCAGCCAUGCGUCUGGAGUAG